Varanus komodoensis (Komodo dragon) is the source of this 3823-nucleotide messenger RNA. It is a transcript of the gene ARHGEF26, whose product is annotated as Rho guanine nucleotide exchange factor 26. Bases 165 to 2765 code for a protein of 866 amino acids. Gene Ontology annotation, biological process: activation of GTPase activity. Gene Ontology annotation, molecular function: protein binding; guanyl-nucleotide exchange factor activity. The record is from RefSeq and is a predicted model, not a curated record. The transcript is spliced from 15 exons. NCBI's taxonomy places the organism in Eukaryota, Metazoa, Chordata, Lepidosauria, Squamata, Varanidae.
GCCUCCCGGACGGCUGGGAGGCGGCGCGGCGGGGAGGCCGGGAGGAGCCCAGGGGGCGCCUCGCAGGUGGGGACCUCCCGCCCCCCGCGCGUGUGCCGCCGCCUGGGAAUGAGGAGGAGAGAUUGUGCACCUGACUGGAAGCUGGGUUGACCUUGGUCCUGGUUAUGGAAGGACAGAAUGAAGUGGACUUUUCCAACAAUGACAUCACACCCUUGUGGAGGAGGAGGUCAGCUCACCAAGUUCAUUUGCAUGCAAAAGCCAAACCAAGACCUCUGUCUUAUCAAAGUUCCACUGGGGUCCUCUUCACAGAUUUCCCUGUAGAGGACAGGGAUACAUUCACUUUAGUUCAGCCUGCUGAAACAAUAAUGACUUCUGCUGACAACCAGUGCUUUCAAAGGAGCCCUUUGCUUUUCAGCUGUGGCCUUGGCUCUGUCCCAAAUGGGAAGGUUAAAUUUCCAGAGCAAAAACCUGUCUCCUCCAGGCUUUCUGACCACCGGUCACCUCACAUUCUGAGGAUGGUUUCAAAUAAUUCUAUAAACUGUACAGCUAGUGGGUCUAUAAAUUCAGCAGGCAGUAAACUGACUCACCCAGGAAGGAUUUCCAAUCGAGCAGCACUUAGUCCGGAGAAGGAACAAAUUGUUUUCACAUCAAGCCUUGGAUUGUCGCCUACGGAAAUCGUACAUUCGCCAAAUAACAACGCAGUCAGCGCCUUAGCAUUACAACCCAGCCAGCUUCCUAAAAACUCAGAGAAAGCAUCUGUUUGCCUGUCUGCUACGAUAGAGCAGCAGCAGCAGCCUCUCCAAAGACUGCCAUCCCACCAGAAUGAGCUCACAGAAACGCUGCCCGUGGUUCUGAGUACAAACAGUCCUGCUGCACUGAAAGUAGGGAAGCAGCAGAUCAUCCCUAAGAGUUUAGCUUCUGAAAUAAAAACCACCCACAAAGCCAACAGCCAAAAUGUGGAACCAAACAGGAGGGUUCUUAAGGUACGCAGUAUGGUGGAAACCCUUGGCGUGCCUUUGGUAGCUGGUGGGGAUGAAGAAACAGAAGGUGAUGUGGACACCCCAGGGAUGCUCAGGCGGACUUUGAGGUCCACUUCAUAUCGACGAGCUGUUGUGAGUGGCAUUGACUUUGACAGCACUGCCAACUUGAAGAUGAAAAACAGAAUGUCUCAGCCAGUACUGAAAGCAGUUGUGGAAGACAAGGAGAAAUUCUCCAGCUUAGGAAGGAUAAAGAAGAAAAUGCCUAAAGGACAAGGGACCUUCGAUGGUGAAGAAAAUGCUGUGUUGUAUCAGAACUACAAAGAAAAAGCACUGGAUAUAGAUUCUGAUGAAGAAGAGGAAUUUAAAGAGCAGAAGUCAGAUGAAAAGAUAGUUAUUCAAUACAAACCUCUGAGAUCAACAUGGAGUCAGUUAUCUGCAGUGAAGAGGAAUGGCUUAUCCCAGACCAUCAGCCAAGAAGAAAGAAAAAGACAAGAGGCUAUAUUUGAAGUGAUAUCUUCAGAACAUUCAUAUUUGCUCAGCCUUGAGAUUCUGAUACGGAUGUUUAAGAACUCUAAAGAACUAGCUUCUACCAUGACCAAGACAGAAAGUCAUCACCUUUUUUCCAAUAUUGCUGAUGUCUGUGAAGCAAGCAAGAAGUUCUUUGGAGAGCUUGAAGCAAGGCAUCAGAAUAACAUCUUCAUAGAUGACAUCAGUGAUAUUGUCGAAAAGCAUACAACAUCAACCUUUGACCCUUAUGUGAAAUAUUGCACAAAUGAAGUCUACCAGCAGCGAACCCUUCAGAAACUAUUAGCUACCAAUCCAACCUUUAAGGAAGUACUAUCACGAAUUGAGUCUCAAGAAGAAUGCAGGAACCUACCUAUGAUUUCUUUUCUCAUCCUCCCAAUGCAAAGAGUUACACGACUUCCACUGUUGAUGGAUACUAUUUGCCAGAAAACACCUAAAGAUUCACCAAAAUAUGAAGUUUGCAAACGAGCUUUAAAAGAAGUAAGCAAGUUGGUUCGUCUCUGUAACGAAGGUGCUCGAAAAAUGGAAAGGACAGAAAUGAUGUACACUAUCAACUCCCAGCUGGAAUUCAAAAUCAAGCCAUUCCCAUUGGUUUCUUCUUCUCGCUGGCUAGUGAAAAGGGGUGAACUGACAACAUAUGUGGAAGACACUGGGCUUUUCUCUAAAAGGACCUCUAAGCAACAAGUGUACCUCUUCCUCUUUAAUGAUGUUCUCAUUAUCACAAAAAGGAAAAGUGAAGAAAGUUACAAUGUCACAGAUUAUUCCUUGAGGGAUCAGCUGUUAGUUGAACAGUGUGACAGCGAAGAGCUGAAUUCUUCUCCUGUAAAAAACAGCACGCCUAUGCUUUACUCUCGGCAGAGUUCUGCAAAUCACCUCUUUAGAUUAACUGUCCUAAGUAACCAUGCUGGAGAGAAGAUUGAACUAUUGUUGGGAACUGAAACUCAGAAUGAGCGUGCUCGUUGGAUUACUGCACUUGGGCAGAACAACGAUAGAGGCACCAUGGACAGGACAGCCCUGACCCAGGUAGAAGUCAUCAGAUCAUACACAGCCAAGCAGUCAGAUGAACUCUCUCUCCAAGCUGCAGAUGUUGUUCUUGUCUAUCAGAAAGUGAAUGAUGGUUGGUAUGAAGGAGAGCGAUUGCGUGAUGGAGAAAAAGGCUGGUUCCCAACGGAAUGUGCCAAGGAGAUCACAUGUCAAGCCACAAUUGAAAAGAACAUGGAGCGGAUGGGACGCUUGCUAGGUCUAGAAACAAAUGUAUAGACUUUCCCUGUGAUAUAUAGACGCUAGGAUUUGCACUAAGAGAGGCCUGUGGCAGCUUGUUCUCCUCUAGGUGGUCACUUAACAGCUGUAACUUCUUAAAGGAUCACAAAUGUGUGCAGUAAUUAGAAGCAAAAGCAGCUAUAAAGCGACUGUGUGCAAAGAGGUGUUUGUCAGAAUCCCUUAAAAAACAAUGAUAACAAUUAAAGGCUGACUUUUAUCACUGUAUAGAGUGCCUAAUAGAAUGUUCACUUGGACUUUCACAGUGACCGAAUCAUAAUUUGUAUGUACCUCCUUUGAGAUCUGUUCUAGGAAGUGCUAAUUUGACCUUCCAUUUUUGUUUAUUAGCCCCAGUUCAUUUGUAUCUAAUUGCCUGAACUCAGCAAGGCACACCAGUGUGCAGAAUCAGACCUCUGUGCAAGCAGCUACUGUGAGAACACACUGUGAAUGAAUGAGCAGAAUGUGCAACUAGAGCUGCAGCUUUAAUUAUUACUAAUCCUGUUGAAAUGUGUGAAGUGUGCAAUCAAAUGCGUAAACAGUUCAUUUUACUAGAACACCCUGUGAUGCACCUGUGGCUCUUACACCUGCCUUGCAGCACUUGAUUGGUGGGCUUCUGCCUCAGUCACCUCUGUUUUAAGCUGUGAUAACAACAAAGCAAGGGAAAAGCAAAGCAGGUACCCAUGAUGAAUGCAGGGGAUGGGGCAAGAGAGUAAGUGAACACUUUAGGGUAUGCGACUGACCUGUAUGCCAAGUUUACACAAAGUUGUGAUCCAGAAACAUACAUCUAGGCUGAGUUCAGACAGCAUAACAAAGCAGGGUUCCUUUUUUUCGCCAUUAUUAAUCUGCUGUGCUGUCUGAACCCAAGAUCUUCAUUUCCACAGUCCUGGGAUGCAGCUACCACAAAGAGCCUCGGGAAGAGUGGCAGCUGCAGGAGGAAGAAGCAGGCUACACAGAUAAGGAGUGGUGCAACAAGCUGAGAAAACCUAGCAUUGCUGAUCAACUCCAUGGAUGCAUUCAUUUGUAUUACAUCUCUCCUGUUUAUCUUUGUUGGUUAUUUCAAA